GACUUGCAUUUUUGAUAUACAGUAAUGCCAACGUUGAUCAGAAUUUAAUGGCCUGCUUGUUACUUGUAGUACAAUCAUCCAAGUUAAUAUGCUGUGAUGCUAUCUGUUUCACCGCAAAAGUAAUACUGUAUGUACAGUAAUUCACAAUUCAGAGUAAGUGGGAUGAUUUGAUGGGCCGUUUUCACACCAGCGUGGCCAGAUAAUCUCCCAUUGGCCACUCGUACUGUUGCGUCAAGAGCAUAAUUCUGAUUGGUUACACGUUUGGCCACGUGUUCAAUAUCAACCAAUCACGAACCCGAUCAUGGUGGCUCAGUGUUGUCAGUCAUGUUAAGUUAGCUAACUUUGCUGCUAAACGCAUUUUAAAAUACGUACAGAAGGACUUUUACAAACACUGAUUUGCAGAAAUAGAAAGAUGCCCGAGGAUAGCAUGGAGAAGACAUACACAUGCACAGCUCCCGUGAAUAUUGCGGUUAUUAAAUACUGGGGAAAGAGACACGAGGACCUAAUUCUACCCAUCAACUCGUCGUUGAGUGUAACGCUUCAUCAAGAUCAGUUGAAAACAACCACGACAGUGGCCACCAGCAAAUCUUUUGAAGAAGAUCGACUGUGGCUCAACGGCAAGGAGGAGGAUAUCAACCAUCCAAGACUACAGUCCUGUCUGAGAGAGAUUCGACGUCUUGCCAGGAAAAGACGUAACGAUGAUGAUCCCGGUUUGGAUUCAACUUGUUUGUCUUACAAAGUUCACAUCUGUUCCAUCAACAAUUUCCCCACUGCAGCUGGACUUGCUUCAUCCGCAGCAGGAUUUGCUUGUUUAGUAUACACACUGGCCCAAGCGUUCGGUGUAGAAGGGGAAUUGUCUGGAGUGGCUCGUCAAGGUUCAGGGAGUGCGUGCAGAAGUAUGUACGGGGGAUUUGUCCAGUGGCUCAUGGGGCAUCAGAGUGACGGAAAGGAUAGUCUUGCCCAGCAGGUGGAGCCAGAGACUCAUUGGCCUGAGCUGAGAAUACUCGUGCUUGUGGCCAGUGCUGAGCGGAAACAUGUAGGCAGCACCUCUGGCAUGCAAACUAGUGUGCAAACAAGUCAUCUCUUAAAGCAUCGUGCCGAGUCUGUCGUCCCAGACCGUAUGGUUGAGAUGAUUAAAGCAGUGCGCGGGAAAGACUUCACUGCAUUCGCUGAACUCACCAUGAAGGACAGUAACCAGUUUCAUGCCACCUGCCUGGACACAUACCCUCCUAUAUUCUACCUCAACAGCGUAUCUCAUCAGGUCAUCAAUCUGGUCCAUCGAUACAACAGUCAUUACGGGCUGACCAGGGUAGCCUACACCUUUGAUGCCGGGCCUAAUGCUGUGAUAUUCACUUUAGAGCAGUACAUUUCUGACUUUAUUCAAGCAGUCCGACAUUUCUUCCCUGCACUGACCAAUGGUGGCGAGUUUAUAAAAGGUCUUCCAGUUCCUCAUGCAGAUCUUUCUGAGGAAUUGAAACAGGCCAUUGGAUUGGAGCCCAUGCCUAAAGGAAUUAGCUACAUUAUCAGCACGAAGCCUGGCCCAGGUCCUUGUGUUGUGAAGGAUCCCACACAGCAUCUGCUUGGACCUGAUGGAUUACCUAAGAACACUGUUAAGCAGGAUUCACAUAACAGAAACAGACAUAAAAACUGUGACGGAGAUAUCACCGCAACUCUAUAGCUGAGUCAUUGCCACAUUACAAUUUUGAUGCUGUGUCUUCCUUUAGCAAUCACAUUGUCUUAUAUUUUAAACUGGUUUGUGUGCUCUUUUUCUAUAGUACUAAUUUGAAAUGUUGAAUAAUGAUAAUGAGUUAUGUAAGGUAGGCUAUGAUCGAAAACAAAACUCAGUUUUCGUUCAUUUUCACUAGGCAUUGAACCAUAAAAUGUGUGCUGUUUAAGCAGCCCUAUCAAAUUAGAUAUGAUUAUAUAAUCUACAGUUCUGAGAUCUGAUCAUGUCAUUGAAAACAUUGUCUUACACUGAAAUUAAAGACAGUAUUGUAUGAAUGUCCUGCUUACACUGUUACUCUGUAAUUCAGAUCAUUUCUGUGUUAAAAAUUGUGGAUCAGAUGCUCGCAAAUGUGGCAGGGUCAAAUUGUACAUUAUGAACAGGUACAAAUGCAAUAAAAA
This is a messenger RNA of Hippocampus comes (tiger tail seahorse), 2124 nucleotides long. RefSeq names its product mevalonate (diphospho) decarboxylase a (gene mvda). Gene Ontology annotation, cellular component: cytosol. Lineage: Eukaryota; Metazoa; Chordata; Actinopteri; Syngnathiformes; Syngnathidae. The transcript is spliced from 10 exons. Gene Ontology annotation, biological process: isopentenyl diphosphate biosynthetic process, mevalonate pathway; isoprenoid biosynthetic process. The record is from RefSeq and is a predicted model, not a curated record. The coding region runs from base 413 to 1678 and encodes 421 amino acids. Gene Ontology annotation, molecular function: diphosphomevalonate decarboxylase activity.